This is a messenger RNA of Cottoperca gobio, 2975 nucleotides long. Its product is annotated as equilibrative nucleoside transporter 1-like. Gene Ontology annotation, cellular component: plasma membrane. Gene Ontology annotation, molecular function: nucleoside transmembrane transporter activity. Gene Ontology annotation, biological process: uridine transmembrane transport. The record is from RefSeq and is a predicted model, not a curated record. Lineage: Eukaryota; Metazoa; Chordata; Actinopteri; Perciformes; Bovichtidae.
CUCCCCUGAUAUGUGAGGACACAGACUGGAUCAGACACAACAAGCCUCCACAGACUGUGAUGAUAAGACCUGGUGCCUCCCUGAUCAAACCCUGACUGAGCACGUGCCUCUGACUGUCUAACAAGAAACAUGACGGCCAUCAACGCACCUCGGGACAAAUACAAUGCAGUAUGGAUUAUUUUCUUCAUCCUGGGCUUGGGAACCCUCUUACCGUGGAAUUUCUUCAUGACGGCAACUAUGUUCUUCACAAGCAGGCUGAAGGACACGUCCACUGACCCCUCCUCCUCUCAGAUGGCAAAUGGCACUAUGGUCGAUAGUCGCAGCGUGCUGGAGUCAAAGUUUAACAACGUGAUGACGCUCUGCGCCAUGGUACCUCUACUCAUCUUCACCUGCCUCAACUCCUUCCUGCACCAGAGGAUUUCUCAGAAGCUUCGGAUCACUGGCAGUCUGGUGGUCAUCCUGGUGGUGUUCCUGUUGACGGCGGUGUUGGUCAAGGUGGACAUGGACCCUCUGCCUUUCUUCACCAUCACUAUGAUCAAAAUUAUCUGCAUCAACUCGUUCGGGGCGAUUCUUCAGGGCAGUCUGUUUGGGCUGGCGGGGAUACUGCCUGCCUCCUACACCACGCCCAUCAUGAGUGGACAGGGGCUGGCCGGCACCUUCGCUGCUUUCUCCAUGAUCUGCGCACUGGCCUCCGGAUCAGCCCUGCAGGACAGCGCUUUCGGGUACUUUAUCACAGCCUGCGUUGUUAUUCUCCUGGCCAUAUUCUCCUACCUCGUUCUGCCCAGGAUGGAGUUUUUCCAGUACUGCAUUGAGAGUAAUGGAGCCAGACCGUCAGGUGAUGAGGAGAACAAGAUGGACUUACUCAAAAAAGAUAGUCCUGCGGAGAAGCGACCGGUGGUGAGUCUGACAGAGGAAGAGCCCAAACCUACUGUGUCUGUGAUAAACAUCUUCAAACAGAUCUGGGUGAUGGCUCUGUCAGUGUGCUUCAUCUUCACUGUCACCAUUGGGACAUUCCCGGCCGUAGCGGUGGAUGUCAAGUCAACAGUAGCACAAGGAGGCGCCUGGGAAACUUACUUCAUCCCCGUCUCAUGUUUCCUCCUCUUCAACUUGAUGGACUGGGCUGGCAGGAGUCUGACGGCCGUCUGUAUGUGGCCGGGUAAAGACAGUAUGUGGCUUCCUGUCCUGGUGGGUCUGCGGAUCGUCUUCAUCCCGCUCUUCAUGCUGUGUAACGUCCAGCCUCGUGACCACCUCCCUGUGCUGUUCGGCCACGACGCGUUGUACAUCGUCUUCAUGAUCUUCUUCGCCUUCUCCAACGGAUAUCUGGCCAGUCUCUGCAUGUGCUUCGGACCCAAGAAGGUGCCACAGCAUGAGGCGGAGACGGCGGGGGCCAUCAUGGCCUUCUUCUUGUCCCUCGGCUUGGCACUGGGCGCCGGAAUCUCGUUUGCUUUCCGAGCAAUGGUCUAAAACCUCCAGUAGACCCUUCAGUAGACAUAGAUUAGACGACCCCGCCCUCAAAUACUCCGACUGAGCUGAGACGGCACAGCAGACUAGAAGACUAGAGGACCUCAGUCUUCUCACAUGUACAGCAGAGACUCGUCUCACCCAGCCAACAAUAUAAGCUGAAACACGUUACUGAAUAUUUGUCUUCCUCCAAACUCGAUGCCAUAGAUAUAACAGGUUGUGUCUCUGAGAAGAAGAAGGACAGAGUGCCAUUUGAAAACCAAAAGUGUAGAGAAGUCAGUGAUCGUGGACUCGUCGUGUAGAAGGAAGCAGAAAUUCUCUUUAGGUGUGUUUUGUUAAUUUUCCCAGAUAUCCCAAAGCUGGUGAUGAAGACGAGCUGCACACAGAGUAUCCUAGAGCCUCAUUCUUAAAACGUUCUUCUGCACAAAAUGAUCAAAUAUUACAUUUCUUAGUUCCUUUGAAACAUUCUUUAGAAAUCAUAUGCCGUUAUGAUGGUGUGUAAAUAAAGUGUCGACACAUUUCUAUGAAUGAGGCUCUUAGAUUCUGGUGUUCGGCUCGUCUACAUAAACCAGUAAAUUGAACCCAUCAGUUUGUAAAGUAUCCUCAACGACUUCACUCUGGACUGUUGCAGCUUUUUAACUCUGAUCAAGCCAAAUACAUGAAGACAACAUGGGAAAAUGAUGAACUUUGAAGGGAGGUCACGACCCAUCAAGCGGCUAAUUAAUGUGUCGUGUGUAAACCGCUUCGCUCCCUCGCUCUACUUUCAGUGUCUCCUCGGGUCACUUAAGUUUGUAAACUUCCUCACGACGAAUCAGUACAUUCUCCUAGAAUGUAAGGACGGACUAAAUCCUAAAGCAAGGUUUUAAUCCCCAAUCUGAGCCACUAACUGCAGAAUAUUCAUCGUCUUUGUCUCUUUGUAGUUUUAGAUGAACAAGUACCAGCGUGGGUCUGUUUGGUUUAUCUUAAAGCACAGAGUCUUGAUUUUCAGCCCACAUCAUGAAGUUUUUACUGUCUUCCUGAUAAACAGCUUUUGCCACAAUGUAUUUUUGAACGCGGAAAAAUAUGAAGCCGUCAGUGACGUGAAAUGUGCCAUUUGUGAGUGAGAUCAGGAGACUUUAAUCUCAUGCUUUAGCUCUCGAGCCUGUGACAUUUCUCAUUUCACUUCAUGUAAGAUACGUUUUGUACCAGAAGUAGUUUUUAGUAUGUUUUUCAAACUUUACCACUUUGCUCUCGCUGAGUUAGUUUUAUUAUCACGAAAGGGGGAGGUGCCUAUCAGUGUUAUAUUUGUGUGGCUUUUUUUUAAUGCUUUUAAAGAAAGUCUGCUUUAGUUGUACGCUAUUAUUCAUAACACCAGCUGUAUACAUCCUAACUGCCUGUUUGUUUAAAAGCACAACGUCGGUCUGUUCUUCUGUACUUUGUGUUUUGGUUGGUAUGGAAGUCAAGGACCAUGAAAAUGUUACUUAUAUUGCAGCUUAAAACAGUUCUGUGAUAAAAUAAAACUGUAUUUUUAAGAA